This is a messenger RNA of Oikopleura dioica, 600 nucleotides long. The record is from the annotation of a GenBank genome assembly. NCBI's taxonomy places the organism in Eukaryota, Metazoa, Chordata, Appendicularia, Copelata, Oikopleuridae.
AUGACCGGGCUGCAUCGUGCGUAUUUACUCUUAUAUAACGUCAUUCUCGCUGCUGGCUGGGCAUCGAUCGGCUGGGCUGCAGUUAGAGAAUACAAUCACAGCGGCCAUGUCAAGCAUCUGUUCCGCGCCACGGAAAAGUCGUUAUUCAUUUUCCAGACAGCUGCCUUGCUUGAAGUUUUCAACGCAGCUGUGGGAUUCGUCAAGUCAUCGACGCAAAACUCAUGGGGAUAUGUUUUAAUCCUUGCUGCUUGGACUGUCACAGAAGUUAUCAGAUACACCUAUUAUGCCUUCAACCAACUCAACAUGACGCCUUUCAUCCUCACAUACCUUCGAUACACUCUCUUCAUCGUACUCUAUCCCAUGGGCGUUACUGGCGAGCUCAUCUGCAUCACAAAAGCACUUCCAGUGGUUCAUAGCUCGAAGCUUUACUCUUGGGGCCUUCCGAACACAUGGAAUCUCUCCUUCGACUAUUAUUACGUUCUAAUUGGAAUUAUUCCGCUGUAUGUAAUCUACUUCCCUCAAUUAUACAGUCACAUGUUCCGUCAGCGAAAGAAGGUUCUUUCUCCUCGUAGCGUGGACAAGGAGUCGAAGAAUCGUUAA